UCCCUGUAAGACAAUUUAAUAUCGUUUUUUCUUUGUUUCCUUAGGCCAUAAACAUUGAAAUCUUCGAAAAAAAAUCAUUAUUUCUAGCCAUGGAGGUAGGUCUGACGAUAGCAUCUGUUCUUGUCACCACAACUAACGCUGGAGUCAUAUUUAUGGUGCUUUGUAUCAAGGAACUCAGGACGUAUACUAACAUCUUUGUGGUUUCUCUUGCGAUUUCUGAUACGUUAACUGGCGCGAUCUUUUUUCCGCUGUAYAUAUUCCCGCAUUCCAUCGUAACUGGCUAUCUGAUAUUUUUYAUUUUAAUCGCUGGCGUGAUGAACCUUUGUGCGGUUACGUGGGAACGAUACGUAGCAAUCAUCGARCCAUUUAGAUACAAAGGGAAACUGAAAAAAUCUCAAAAGAAAAUUCUCAUCGCCAUCUGGUCGAUUCCUUCACUUGUUACACUUAUUCCACUUGCUUGGGAAGCAGAUUCAAAGACGACGUAUCACAAAUAUUUCAACGUUUCAACGCUACUGAUACUGGUAAUCAUCCCUUACGUUUUUAUCGUCGCUGCGUACAUACGUAUCUGGCUGCGUUUACGUUCUCAUACGGCACAGAUGAGAAAGAGAAUCAACAUGACCAACGAGCAGAGGGAAGGUGCAAGAAGAGCAUCACUCGAGGGUAAGACAGUCAAGGUGUUCUUUGUGGUGGUGUCUGUCUUCCUGGUCAGCUGGCUUCCUGUCAUUUAUAUGACCAUUGUUGGGGUGGUGCUUAACAGACCAGAUCUUAUACCACCUUUACUGUCAGAGAUAUCCCUGUUCACAAUCGCUGGAUCGUCAAUGAUCAAUCCAAUCCUUUACGCUUUGAUGAAGAAUGACUUUAAAGGRAGGCUUAGUGGAUUUUUUUCUUUCAUUCAUCGGCAACAAACCCCAACUACAGAAUAACCUAUGUAUUACGAACAGAAGAAUAUUACGGGCAGCUAUAUUCCGGACACCUCUAUAUUGCAGAAACUCUCGCCUUACGGACACCCCCCUAUUACGGACUUCUUGAUAUUACGGACACGAAAUACGGAAUUCCCGGCGUAAAAUACAAAGAAAUGACUGAAAGUAACUAAUGUUAGUACGGACUCUCGCUACUUCGGACACUAAAUUACGGUCCUGAGGGUGUCCGUAAUAGCGAGAGUUGACUGUAAAGUUAACAUAUCAACGGGCACCUCAAAAUGACGGACACUUUUCUGAGGUUCUUUGGCGGCCGUAAUAUAGAAGUUUCUGAAGUGCUUAUAUCGUUAACGAGUUAUAAUUUAUAAAAGUGUCAAGAAAUAUCUAAAGAUGAAAUGAAGGAUUUAAUUGUGGGCUACCUGU
Molecule: messenger RNA, 1340 nt
Organism: Exaiptasia diaphana
Lineage: Eukaryota; Metazoa; Cnidaria; Anthozoa; Actiniaria; Aiptasiidae
Product: probable G-protein coupled receptor No9
Exons: 1
Coding region: 90-923 (277 amino acids)
Biological process (GO): G protein-coupled receptor signaling pathway
Cellular component (GO): membrane
Molecular function (GO): G protein-coupled receptor activity
Source: RefSeq, a predicted model, not a curated record